Molecule: messenger RNA, 312 nt
Organism: Funneliformis geosporum
Lineage: Eukaryota; Fungi; Glomeromycota; Glomeromycetes; Glomerales; Glomeraceae
Source: the annotation of a GenBank genome assembly
AAUAUUCAUGGUGAGGAUGAUCCAACUGAUAUUUUGGUCGGUAAAAAAUGGUUAGAAGGUAGAGAAAAAGAAUCACCUAAACCACCAAUCGCGGAAAAUUUUCCUCAAUCACCAAAAAACCCUGACUCUGACAUUGUAAAAAAUAAACCAUUAAUUACCGCAGGAAAACCCGACAAACAGGAUAAUUCACCACUACUUAUAAAGGCAGAACCAAAACUCACUAUUACUAGUUAUCAACCUCAACUAUUAAUCGGCAGAAUUUCACCUAAAAACCAAGAGGAAUUUUCCUUAAACGCUAGCAAGCAAUUGCCG